Trichoderma virens Gv29-8 is the source of this 1985-nucleotide messenger RNA. RefSeq lists its product as uncharacterized. Gene Ontology annotation, molecular function: protein binding. Lineage: Eukaryota; Fungi; Ascomycota; Sordariomycetes; Hypocreales; Hypocreaceae. Gene Ontology annotation, cellular component: GID complex. The record is from RefSeq and is a predicted model, not a curated record. The transcript has 3 exons. Bases 308 to 1408 code for a protein of 366 amino acids. Gene Ontology annotation, biological process: proteasome-mediated ubiquitin-dependent protein catabolic process.
GCUGCGGCAGCAAAAGUUUCUAGAGCUACUAGAACAGAAGGACACCACCCGAGCUUUAACGACGUUGCGGGGAGAAUUGACGCCCCUGUACCACGAUACAACCAAACUUCAUUUCUUAUCAAGCUUGCUAAUGUGCCAGUCAACGGAGGAUCUAAUGCAAAAGGCCAACUGGGAUGGCGCACGUGGACAGUCUCGAAGAAAGCUACUAUCUGAAUUAUCCAGUUGAGCCAUCCCCACGUACUCCGCUAGUACACUGUUCAUUUUGCUAACUCGUUGAGCUACUACAGAGCGCAUUUCACCAUCAGUAAUGCUGCCGGAGAAUCGUCUGGCAGUUCUACUUGACCACGUCAAGCAAAGCCAGAUAAAUACAUGUCUCUACCACACUGCGGCGUCGUCCCCUUCCUUGUACUGCGAUCACCUUUGUGACCGACGCAACUUUCCCUCUGAAUUUGCACUAGAGCUGAGUGAUCUAGGGGGAGAGGUCUGGUCUGUUCGAUUUUCUCAUGACGGUACACGUCUUGCGGCCUGCGGGAGCCGGGAGCAUGUCAAAAUAUGGGAUACACAGACCUUCACCGUCACUCAUGUUCUUCCAAACCACGGAGGCGACGGUGUUGGCGACAUUGCUUGGAGCCCUGACGAUUCUAUGAUUAUGACUUGCUCUUUCGAUAAAUACGCUCGUCUAUGGGAUACAACUACUGGCACCUUGAUCAAGACACUUAGAAAGUUUACCGAGCCAGUGAGCGGCUGUGUAUGGGCGGCAGACAGUAGAUCGUUUGUUCUGGGAAGCUUAGACAAGGUUCAUGGCCUGUGCACCUUUAACGUAUACGACGACGAAAUCAUCGAGUGGAACAAAAAGCAUCGAGUACAGGACCUCUGCGGUUCUCCCGAUGAGCGUCUGCUGGUCGUAGUGGAUGAUUUGCAAAAUAUCCACGUCUACGAUGCCAACACGCGAGAGCUGGAAUACGAUCUGGAGCUAAAAGCAAGACCAACAUCCGUCAGCAUCAGUCAGGAUUCCCGGCAUCUGCUGGUAAACAAGCAGGAUGGCGAGGCCCAGCUGAUUGACUUGACCACGAGGAAUUCGGUGCACAAGUUUUUAGGCCACACGGGAGGCGAGUUCUUGAUCCGUAGCGCAUUUGGCGGUGCCAACGAGAGCUUCGUGAUGAGCGGGAGUGAAGAUGGCAACAUCCUUAUUUGGCACAAGAACAUUGGAGCCGCCGUGGAACGGUUACCCGGCCAUCAACCACGAUGCAACGCGGUAGUCUGGAAUCCUACAGAUCCAUGCAUGCUGGCAUCGUGUGGAGAUGAUGGCCGCAUCAAAAUCUGGACCAGCAAGGCACGUAGUGUUGAGCUUCGAGCGAGGCAUCUUCGCGGAUCUAACGGAUGGAGGAGCACGGGUGACGAUUCGUAGGCCGGGGAGCUAGCUCAGGUGCUCCAACGUCGGUUAGGAAGCCCUCCAUCGCCUAGGUCUCUGUCAUUGAUGGCAUUUUUGGUACCCGGACCACCUUCGACACCGCAAUCUUCUCCCACGCAAGAAGAGUUCGGGCAACAACUGCCCACGGCUCAGGAUUUCAAUCUGAGAGGCUCAAGAGCGGAUGAUUUCCCCACAGCUUUAGCUGACCUUCAGGAUGAGAGGUACAACAUGCUCCAUCGGCGGAAUUGACCGCCAUGUCCUUAGUUAAGGAGACUGGGCGAGGGAGACAGAGGAAUGUAUUGCUACUGCGAAAGCGCUACUCUUCAACAUAAGUGAGAUCAUGGUUCAGCCUUCAAGUUUCACUUUCAGGCUCUUGUUGUUUUUUAUGUAUACUGUUAUUAUUCUUUCUUUCUUCUGCUCUCUCCUAUCAACCUUCUGAACUGUCGAAUGGGAGGGCGUUCAAAGAGGUAGCGGCCAAUGUAUAAGGGCUUUUGAUGUCACGGGCGGUUGCGACUGCGUGUAGAAGUGUUUUUGCUUACAUGGGUAUUAUUCAAUAAACAACUCUCUGCAUGUG